UGGUGCCCAAACAAGAACUACACGCUCUGCAGUCUCCACCUGAUUCUGAAUACGACUCCGAGGCCUGCCCUCUGCGCGGCCUUCGCAAACUUGAGGGGCGUUGUCCCCGGCCCCCAGUCGUCUCCGUAUUUUGAUUUUUCAAGAAUCCAAACAAGUCAUCAUACUGUCACCUGAUAAUGAUGUUUUAAAAUGUGACAGCAGGUUUCCGUUGGGAGGAGGCUAUGCCUCUCCUAUUUCCGCCCUACGGGUCACCUUAUCACAACCCACUUUAAGAUCAGGGGUUGAGCUUGCUCACGUCAUGCUCUGCUACAACGGUCGGGUGGUCCCACCUUGCGUGGACACAGUCACGAAGCGCUACGCUCCAUCUCAUCUCAACUGUCAUGGACUGACUUGUAGAUUAGUAAACCCCUUUUACCAAAUUUGUACCAUAACCCAUUUCUUCUUUCCUAAUCUCUGGAAGAUGCGGCCCAGAGGUGUAUCAUUAGCCCGUGGGCUUUCAUUUUACGAGCCUAUUGCCUGGGUGGCCCAUUGCCAGGUGCAAAGGCUGAAGGCCUCACAUACUGCCACCUAAUGGAGGAAUUGAUAGCACGUGUCAAUUGAAGUGCAACGUGUCGAGAAGGUAGGCUGUAAAGCGCGGAUGAGUUGUAAAGUCGAAUUAGAGAUAGUUGCCACGUGUAGCUUUUUUUUAUCCAAGAGCGUCGUCGUUCUCAUCUUGCUUCUUCUAUAUAUAAAUGUGAGUCCAAAUUUCGUUCAUGCAAUGAUGCAUCGCGCAAUCAGGUCAGUUGGAGCCCCGCAACCAGCUUUGUGGUCUUCGCAUCUGCCUUCCAAAGUCGGUCGGCGAACCUGUGGUGUUAGAUUCCGGCAAUCUGAACCGGAGAACCAGGACGACAUGGAGAAGAUCAAAAUCCAGAAAAAAGAGAAAUUAAGUUCUGUGGAAAGGGACGAGAUGUCUACUUCGUUCGGAGUGGCAUACGCCACGAGAUCAGAUGAAGAAGGAUUUGGGGGAAUAUAUGGAGGGAACCAAUCUCUUGGCGAAUGUGAGAAGGAGACUGCCCAAGAAAAUCACAAUGAUUACGAGAGGACGCAAGGCAGUGAUGUCAAAGAGAAGGAAAAAGCUCGACAUCAGAAGGAAAAAGCGCCACAUCACUCCAAUGCCGAAUAGAUACAAACUCUUUUUUAGGGAGAGAAAAAAAAAAAUUAACGAGUGCAUGUGUGUAUUGAAGUCUCUGUGUAUGUAAGGUUUGCAUGUUUGUGAUCUAUUAAUACAGUGGCCAUCUUCAAUCGCUUCUAGUUA
Messenger RNA from Vitis vinifera (wine grape), 1294 nucleotides. RefSeq lists its product as uncharacterized. NCBI's taxonomy places the organism in Eukaryota, Viridiplantae, Streptophyta, Magnoliopsida, Vitales, Vitaceae. The record is from RefSeq and is a predicted model, not a curated record. The coding region runs from base 638 to 1162 and encodes 174 amino acids. The transcript is spliced from 3 exons.